This is a messenger RNA of Monoraphidium neglectum, 887 nucleotides long. RefSeq lists its product as hypothetical. The transcript is spliced from 3 exons. The record is from RefSeq and is a predicted model, not a curated record. Lineage: Eukaryota; Viridiplantae; Chlorophyta; Chlorophyceae; Sphaeropleales; Selenastraceae. The annotation marks the transcript as partial.
AUGCGCGUGCCGCGAGCAAUACUGGAGCUCGCAGGCGUCGGCAUGGCGUCGGUGGAGCACCCGCGGGACCCCGCGAGAGGGCGCGUCGCCGCGAUCGCCCUGCCCCACCGCAGCGGCGGCCAGCUCGUGGACGUGCGGUACUACACACUCGACAGCCACGGGCAGCUGCAGGACACGUGGCUGGCGCACGGCGUCGGCCACCUGUACGCGCUCACGCCCGAUGCCCUGGCUGCGUCAGGGGACGUGGUCAUUGUUGGCAGUGAGCUUGCUGUUCUCACGCUCGCCGCCGCGGGCGUGCCCGCCGCGCUCGCGCGGCUGGGCAGCUGGCGGGAGGGGACAGUCGCGUAUCAGGACGCGCGGGCGCGCGCGCAGCCGCUGAGGGAUCACAUCGGCGGCCUGCGGAAGGAGAUGGAGGCUAGAGAGGCGGCGGAGGACGAGGCGGCGGCGAAGGGCGGCAGCAACAGCCUCGCGGCCGCGCUCGGCUUGACGGCGGCCGCCGGCGCCCGCGCGGGCAGCCCCGCGCCGGCGCCGGCGGCGCGAAGGCGGUCUCCGCGGCGGCCGCGGCGCGGCGCGAGCGCCGUGGCGGCGGCGCCGGGGAUGGCGCUGCUGCUGCCCAAUGCGGACAGCGCCGUGCUGGCGUUUGACGACACGCCCGCGGAGCAGCAGCUGGCCGCUGAGCUGGCGGGCCUGCUGGGCGCCGCGCGCUGCCGCGGCGUCAGCUGGCCGCGGGGGUGGGAGCAGCAUGCAGAGGCGCCGCCGGCGGAGGCGCUGCUGCAGGGGGACGGCGCGAGGCGCGGCGUGCUCGACGUGUACCAGCUUGAUGGCCCUGAUGUGCUGAUGACCUACCUGAAGCGCGCAUACACGUGGCCCGUGGAGGGCAUUGAGAG